UUUUCUUCAUCGCUAUUUCAUUUUAUCUCAACGUAUUAUCGUCUACUUUUAUAUCGUUGUAAACGGAUCGUUUAAAGUGCCGCGCUGGCCAGUUUACUUGUUUGCCAACUGACUCAUUCGCCUUUAAUAAUCUUUCCGUGUAACUAUUUUUUCUAAUCAAUCUUCAAGUUACAUAGCGGCGGCAUGGAUCACAAUUCGUGGAAAACUUGAAAAGGCAAUAAAACGUGCCUUUGUGUUCAACGAUCCCGUUUCCAGCCCGUGAAAAAUCAACUUAUCAAAAUGACGCUGAGCUGCCACGUGCACUUUUUGGUUUGGGAACGAUGAUACGCAGACAAGAAGCCACGCCCCUACAAGUUGUAUACAAAUGCGGACUACAAGUACUUGAGGACGUCGGAAAAGACCUCACACACGGUUAUGUGACUCUUGGCAAGUGCUGACAUUCAAAUUAAUCGGUCCGAUUAGUAAGCAACACUCGGCGUAAUUAGGAACAUGACGUUUUUGGAGAUCUGGAUCCGCCAAUUUUGGCAAUCCGUUGUUAAAUGGAUCUUUCGCAUCUAUUACCAGCGAGUCGAUGACAAAUCGAAACGAAUUUCGUCCUAUUUGUCACCUCGGCCGACCAGCGUCAAUUACCAUUUUACCCGCCAAUGCAACUACAAGUGUGGAUUCUGUUUUCACACGGCCAAAUCGAGUUUCGUUUUACCUCUGGAAGAAGCCAUGCGGGGACUCCGGCUCCUCCAUGAAGCAGGAAUGGAAAAGAUCAACUUCUCGGGUGGAGAGCCGUUUAUUCAUCAGAAAGGUCGCUAUUUGGGCCAGCUUGUUCAAUUCUGCAAGCGGGAACUGGGACUGGCCAGCGUCAGUAUCGUCAGCAAUGGCAGUCUCAUCACCGAAGACUGGUUCAUUCGAUUCGGUGAAUAUCUCGACAUUUUGGCCGUUUCUUGCGACAGUUUUAAGGUCGAGACCAAUCAUUUGAUUGGCCGUCACCGGAAUGGCAACAAAAUUCAAACCGGUGACGAAGGAAGUGAACACCUGGAAAGUUUGGAACGGGUGAGAGGAUGGUGUCGGGAUUAUCGAGUCGCCUUCAAAAUCAAUUCCGUCAUUAAUGUACACAAUGUCGACGAGGACAUGAACAGUCAGAUCCAUCAACUGAAUCCCGUCCGUUGGAAAGUGUUCCAAUGUUUGCUCAUCGGCGGAGAAAAUCAAGGUGAGGAGGCUUUACGUAACGCGGAGAAAUUAGUUAUUUCAGAUCAACAGUUUGAGACUUUUCUACAGCGUCAUUCGGGCGUGGCUUGUUUGGUUCCCGAAUCCAAUAUCAAAAUGCGCAAUUCUUAUUUGAUUUUGGACGAGAGGAUGAGAUUCCUUGAUUGUACAAACGGGCAAAAGACUCCAUCGCCGUCCCUGCUGGACGUCGGUGUGGAAGCGGCCAUCCACUGGAGUGGUUUUGACGAAGAAAUGUUCUUCCAGCGUGGAGGCAAAUAUACUUGGAGUAAGUCCGAUAUGUCUCCAUCUCUGUUAGAGUGGUGAAAUCGAUGAUAUCGUAAACGUCUGACACUUGACAAAUUUCCACUCAGCCAAAGAUUUUUCUUUUAAAAAAGAAUGUGUACCUCUUUCUUUUCUAAGAAAUACAAAAUGACUGCAAUCGUA
Molecule: messenger RNA, 1641 nt
Organism: Daphnia pulex (common water flea)
Lineage: Eukaryota; Metazoa; Arthropoda; Branchiopoda; Diplostraca; Daphniidae
Product: radical S-adenosyl methionine domain-containing protein 2-like
Exons: 5
Coding region: 490-1521 (343 amino acids)
Biological process (GO): defense response to virus
Cellular component (GO): lipid droplet; endoplasmic reticulum membrane
Molecular function (GO): 4 iron, 4 sulfur cluster binding; catalytic activity
Source: RefSeq, a predicted model, not a curated record